CACGUUAUCCCAAGAAAAGAAGACUGAAGGUUUGCUGCUGAGAUAAGUAUGAAGGGGCUGCAUAAACUGACAGCAUCAGGGCUGGCACUGUUCCUGGCAGCAUCCUUUGUUGUGUUCUCCUGGAGUGCCCCUCAGGCUCAUUUCCAAAGGAGAAACUGGACUCCUCAGGCCAUGCUCUAUUUGAAGGGUGCACAGGGACGUCGGUUCAUCCCAGAGGAGAGCCAGAGGAAGGAUCUGUAUGACAGGAUGCAGCUUGAAACACGAAGCCAAAACACAAAUCCUUUAUCUCUUUCUGAAGCUGCUGCACUGUUCCUUAGUUCCUUACAGAAAGCAAAAGAAGUUGAAGAAGAAAACAGUGAUCAUCCUGGCUACUUGACAGACAAUCUAUCAAACUGGUGAAAUAUUUCAAAUUUCUUUACAUUUGUAUUGCAUCGACCCUGAAAGCAUAACUUGUGUAAGCAGUGUGUUUCAUCCAUUCUCACUUAAGUUCACAAAGGGUGACAUAUAUUUGCAUUGCAAAAUUCUGAAUGCAAAGGGAUUAAAAGGUACAAGUUGAGAUAAGGGAAAGCAUUUGUAAAGUUCCUGCUUUCCUUAGGUCUUUUUCUAUGUCGCACUCAAAAUUUAAAAUACACGAAAAUACACGGAGAAAUGGUUAAAACUGUCUUUUUGGACAACUACUUCACUAAAAACAGUUUUUCAGUUGUUAUUAGGAAAUCUUUUGUCACCUUCCACCCAGCUGUAUAUUGAAGCUUUGUUAACUUUCAUAAGGACAGAUUCUUUUACCACUUCACUGCUGGCCCUGUAAGCUGCUAGUGGUCAAUAAAUUAAGUGAGACAUUAAAAAAAAUCCAGCUAUUUUUUGCUGCAGGUAUC
This is a messenger RNA of Manacus vitellinus (golden-collared manakin), 872 nucleotides long. RefSeq names its product spexin hormone (gene SPX). Gene Ontology annotation, molecular function: neuropeptide hormone activity. Gene Ontology annotation, cellular component: cytoplasm. Gene Ontology annotation, biological process: positive regulation of gastro-intestinal system smooth muscle contraction. The record is from RefSeq and is a predicted model, not a curated record. The transcript has 6 exons. The coding region runs from base 49 to 399 and encodes 116 amino acids. Lineage: Eukaryota; Metazoa; Chordata; Aves; Passeriformes; Pipridae.